Molecule: messenger RNA, 987 nt
Organism: Sorghum bicolor (sorghum)
Lineage: Eukaryota; Viridiplantae; Streptophyta; Magnoliopsida; Poales; Poaceae
Exons: 2
Coding region: 59-778 (239 amino acids)
Source: RefSeq, a predicted model, not a curated record
AACAAAGCACCAACGCCUACGGCCCUAAGCGCACCAACCCCUUAGCCUCAGUUGGAAAAUGAAGAGGCGUCAUGUUGCCGAGUUUAGUAAGACAAGCGCACCAACGCCUCAUCACCAGGACUUCUCGCUUCGUUCCUCAUUUAGCUUAAGUGUUAUUACCUUGAAGUUUCGCUCGUGUUCUUGUUUGGCAACAGGCAGGUGGGGAACCUUGCAGACGGAAUCGAAGCCGGUAAUGGAAAUGGUGGCUGAUGAUAAGCUUCAACCCCGCCCCCGAGCGAGCUCACCCACAACCGCGUCCCCAACCCCCCCUCACCCUGAGUUCUCCCUCACCCCCAACCCAGCGGCUCUGAUGGUGAACAUCAAUCCUGCGGGGAUCAGCGGUGGGUUGGUGGCCGCCUUGGUCGUCGGAGCGGGCAUCGGAGGCGCAAUCGUCUGGUACGCCUUCUCGUCUUCCAGGAGAGCCAAGUUCCUAAAAUUGCUGACCGGAGGGUACGCCUCCAAGCCUGAGGAUCUCCAUGGAGUAGUCCAGGCGACGUAUCUGAUCCGCGCGCAGAAUGAUGAGAAGCGGGCGCAGCAACACAAAGAGCAGUACGAGAAAUCGCUGGAAACCGCGCAAGUCAGCCGAGCGCUGUUUGACGCCGCGGUAGCCGCCGCCGCCGCCCCCGCCCCCGCCCCCGCCGUGCCAGUGCCAGUGCCAGAUAUUAUUGUCGAGGAUCCGCCAGCACCGGUCCAACCAGUCGUCCCAGUCCCAGGCCGUCGCUUCUUCUGGUUAAACUAAACAAGGCCAGAGUUUCGCUUUGUUGCUGGGAUUCUCCAACUUAGUACGCACGGCGAGAAACAGUAACCAUGGAGUUUGAUUAACCGGAGGGAAAAAAAAACCCGGGUCCAAAGUCAUUGGCGGUUUCCUCUAUAUUAAUAUAUUUGCCUUUUCGAAAAAAAAAAUUAUUGGCGGUUAAAAAAACGCAAAACACACCUCAUCAGAUCCUA